This is a messenger RNA of Scophthalmus maximus (turbot), 3778 nucleotides long. It is a transcript of the gene sema4ab, whose product is annotated as sema domain, immunoglobulin domain (Ig), transmembrane domain (TM) and short cytoplasmic domain, (semaphorin) 4Ab. NCBI's taxonomy places the organism in Eukaryota, Metazoa, Chordata, Actinopteri, Pleuronectiformes, Scophthalmidae. Gene Ontology annotation, biological process: negative chemotaxis; axon guidance; semaphorin-plexin signaling pathway. The record is from RefSeq and is a predicted model, not a curated record. The transcript is spliced from 16 exons. Bases 525 to 3017 code for a protein of 830 amino acids. Gene Ontology annotation, molecular function: chemorepellent activity; semaphorin receptor binding.
AUUUGCUUGUGUUUUGUCUAUUUGCAUGUGUUUUCUUAAGUUGCAGUGCUGUGAGCUCUCAGGGCCACCGUACUACACCACGGUCAGCGAUUUUCACCUCACAAUGUAACGUCCCUUUUUUCCAGUUUUCCCCGGAGCAGAGGCAGUGAUGUGGGGGGCAGCGGCCAUUCUGUUCGAACGGUGAAGGAAGAAGAGGAAGAAGAAAGGGGACGAGAGGACGCGGUGACGGAGGAGCAUUCACAGAUGGGAUGACGGCGGCAUCCUGUUGCAGGGACAAGAGAAGCGACUGGUUCUGAGGAAAGGCGGCGUCAAGAUCCAGUGAUGGUCUGCUGCGCAAACCAGAGAAUGUUGCUUCAGCUAGGAUCUCCACCCCCCCACCAAGUCUUUGACAAUGUGGGUCAAUCACACCCAGUGCUCUCCCUCUGCCCCUACAUGUAACUGAGGUCAGUCUCCCUUAUUCUGACUGUAAUGGAGAAUCACAGUCUGCUGUCCCUCACUGUGGCCUUGCUGGGUUUUCUUCACCCAUGUUUGACAAGACUGACUCCCAGAGUCUCCUUCCCUAUGGGAACGGGAACUGUUCUAUUGCAAGGCGCACCAAACUGCAACCCCUGAAUAAAACAGGUAGUCCUGGGAGACAUCUCACCUGCUUCAGUAGCUACGAUGUCAGCAACACCACCACACUGCUGCUCAGUGAAGGUGGAGACAUGCUGUAUGUAGGAGCCCGUGAUGCUGUGUUAGCACUGGAUGUUAGCCACAAGGACGCCAUCAUACUGAUGAACAAGCUGGACUGGAGCCCUUCAGACAAAGACCUUGAACAAUGUUCCAUGAAAGGCAAGAAAAUGGCUGAUUGUCCCAAUUUCAUCCGUGUACUGCAGUUCUUGAAUUCCUCCCAUAUCUAUGCCUGUGGAACAUUUGCCUUUAGUCCACGCUGCACCUAUGUUAACUCCAAGAUGUUAACAAUGAGCAUCAAGUCUGAUGAAGGCAGAGGUCGCUGCCCCUAUGACCCCUACCAACGCAAUACUGCUAUCAUCGUAGAUGGGGAACUUUAUACUGGGACGGUGGCAGACUACAGGGGGAACCGGCCAGUCAUCUCCCGGCACCUCGGUGAGGGCAGGCGUGUUGACCUGAAGUUGGAUGACACAUUAGGAUGGCUGGAGGAUCCAACCUUCAUCAGCUCCAGUUACAUUCCUGAUGAGGAGAAGAUCUACUUCUUCUUCAGUGAAGUUGGCAGAGAGUACGACUUCAUUGACAAAUUUAUUGUCUCUCGUGUUUCUCAGAUCUGCAUGAGCGAUGUUGGCGGCCAGCGGACCCUGCAGCGACGCUGGACCACGUUUGCCAAGGCUCAGCUGUUGUGCCAAGCUGAAAAUGAGCUACCCUACAAUGUGAUCCAGGACAUAGACACCCUCCCACCAGCAGAUGGAGCCUCUGCAGAUGACACUCUGUUUUAUGGCAUCUUCACCUCACAGUGGUCUGUCAACUCUGGACAGUCAGCAGUGUGUUCAUUCCGCCUGAGUGACAUCAAAUCAGUUUUCUCUGGUAACUACAAAGUCCUGAACCGAGACACUUUACAGUGGACCACACGCGUCCAAGAGAAGGUCGCAAAUCCAGGAGAGUGUGGACUGCACAAUGCUUCAGACAACGCCCUGCGCUUUGUUAAAGAAAACUUCCUGGCAGACGACAGUGUGAGGCCAGUUGGAAGAAGUCUGACCAUGGUGUCUGCUGAGCACCAGUAUAGCCACCUGACGGUCCAGAGAGUCCAGGCUGCCAACAGCAGAGACUACACUGUCCUGUUUUUGCUUACAGAGUCUGGUUACCUACACAAAGCAGUGCUGCUGCCGGGUGGGGCCCAUAUCAUCGAGGAGAUCAAAGUGUUUGAGCAGCCACAGCCUAUUAAGAGCCUGAAGCUCUCCAUACCUAAGGGCGUAAUAUAUGUUGGCACAUCAGACGGUGUGCUGAGGAUUCCAACUGCAAACUGUUCCUUUUACUGGACCUGUGCUCAGUGUGUUCUGGCCCGAGACCCCUUCUGUGGUUGGGACACUGCCAACAGGGCCUGUGUGGAGGCCUCUAACACUCAGAACAGUAUAGGCCAGGAUGUGGACAGGGGGAACGUGGAGGAGGCGUGCAACAGUGUUACAUUAACACACAGAGCCAGAUUCGAUCCAAACAAAUUGUCUGCAGCCUCAUGUUCUACAGGUGAGUUGGUGUCAGUGGCUCUGAAUGAAGUGGUGCGACUGCAGUGUCCCGCGGCGUCGCAGCUGUCCCAGCAGCUGUGGGAGCGUCCUAACAGCCGGCUGUCCUCAGAACUGUACCUGCACAUGGGGGACGGGAGUCUAAACUUUGUGGCCACCCCGGCCACACUGGGCCACUACCUCUGCCUUUCCACUGAGAAUGGCUACCAGCAGACUAUAGCCAUCUAUCAUGUGAAACAAAAGAGCAGCCCCUUGGCUCAUACUCCAGCCACCUACACCCAGCCUCAGACACACCCCAUAACCACUACACAGGCACCACUGUCCAGACCUGGACCUGGACUGCACACAUCUGUGAAUUGGCCUGAAAGAAAAGAAACAAGACAAGGAGAGACUGAGCCAACACUGACCAGCAGGGACACUCAGGUUGAGAACAGGCAGCAGGGCAGGAACCUGACCAUGUGGACACAGGAACCUGGGCAGAAGAAGGCAGACUUUGGUGAUGGGGAGCCUCUGCAGUCUGCUCAAGGCCCCUGCUAUUUAAAGGAGCUGGUGGUUGUAUCAGUUCUGCUGGUGCUCUGCCUCAGUUUGCUGAUCACCGUGCUUUUGUAUGUCAUCAGACAGCGCUGUCGCAGUCGAACAGCCCCGCAUGCAGGAACGCCAACCAGAGACUCAGACAGAAGGACCCCUGUGGAGCAGGAGGCCCUCAGGGGAAACCAGGUUCUGAGUAAACAUAAUGGACAAACCCUGCAUAUCGGACACCCCAGUGGCUCAGGAUGUAAUGGGGCACUCACAGGCUCUAAUGGACAUUUGCCCAACACUCCCAUCUGAACAGUCCCAGACAGUUUGAAUAAGAUAAGACCAGUGGUGGAUGGGGGUUGGUACGUCAUAUGGUACUUAAAUGCAGACACAUUCUCCUUUAUUGUGGCCAGAGGCCAAAGUGCAGGUCAUGGUUUUCUGGAUGUUUCACUUACUACAUACAAGCUGAUCCAGUAUUUUUAUAGAAUAGUCUGUGUUUGAUGGAAAAUCAGUGACUGCCAUAGUUAUUUAUCUAUUUAAAUCAGACCGUUUUUCAAGCAUUCAUCCAAAGCACGGAUGAACAGAGAAGUUAGAUUUGAAAACAUCCAGAAGAGUCUGAGCCCCAGCUCAGCAUAUUUCUCAUUAUAAGAGAUUUCACAUAAAUGCUUCACAUUAUGUCCAAUGCCAAAGUUUUCCCUAGUUCUGCAUCAUGUUCCUAUAACACACAAGUCAUUUUUAGUUGCUAAUUGGACUGAUCUGAUGCUACAGUUAAAUGCUGGGACGAAUAACAAAUUCAGUCCAGGUGUAAUUUCACCACCAAGUGUAAAUCUUAUUCAUGUUCCAACUCACGAGUAAAAACAUUAGAUUAAAUAUUAUUUUCCACUAGGCUGAGCAUCCUCAUGGUCAACUAAAUAUUUUCUAAAAAUUCCAUCAUAGCCUGGAUAUUUGCAUAAUGAAUGCUCAAACGGAAUAAUGAGUAACUGAUGCUUUUUGGCUUUUUUGAGCAGUAACUUUAUAUACUGUGGUCGUACAGUCUGUUCACAAUCUCAAUAAAAAUACAACUUUUUAAUGUU